AGCUUAAGCCCACGGACGCGGUGCGAGUGUGCGACGAGCCCAGAGAGGCAAACCAAACGUCCAAACCUCCGCACGGCGCCGCCGCACGAUGCCCCCGGCGCCACCGUUCUCCUCCCACGGCGACUUCGUCGCCGCCCUCCACCGCUGCGCCACCCUCGCGCACCUCAAGCAGCUCCAUGCUCACGCCGUCGUCACCGGCCGCGCCGCCGCGCAGACCACCACCUUCCACCUCCUCCGGUUCGCCUCCCUCCGCCUCUCCUGCCUCCCCUACGCCCGCCGCCUCUUCGACGCCACGCCCAGCCCCAACGUCUUCCUCUACUCCGCCAUGCUCUCCGCCUACGCCGCCGCCUCCUCCCACUCGCAGGAACACGCCCGGGACUCCCUCGCGCUCUUCCUCCGCAUGCUCCGCCGCGGCCGACCCGCGCCCAACCAGUUCGUCUACCCGCUCGUCCUCCGCGCCGCCUGCGCCAUUGGGGUCCAGCUGGUCAGGUCGAUCCAUUGCCACGCCUGCAAGGACGGGUUCUACGGGCACGAUUUUAUAAGGACCUCGCUCCUCGAUGGGUACUCGAGGUACGGGAUGAUGGGCGACGCGCGGAAGCUGUUCGAUGGUUUGACUGAUAGGAACGUGGUCUCCUGGACCGCGCUGGUGUCCGGGUAUGCAAGGGCAGGGAAGGUUGGGGAUGCGAUAGUGUUGUUCGAACGGAUGCCUCAGAGGGAUGUGCCUGCCUGGAAUGCGAUCAUUGCCGGAUGCACACAGAAUGGGUUGUUUGUGGAGGCAGUGGGGAUUUUCAGGAGGAUGGUUGAUGAGGGGUUCCGGCCAAAUGGCACCACAGUAUCUUGUUUGCUGUCUGCGUGCGGACAUUUAGGGAUGCUGAAGAUUGGAAAGGUGAUCCAUGGUUAUGCGUGGAGGAGCUGUGUUGGUUUUGGCUCAUCCGUUGUGAAUGGGUUGAUUGAUAUGUAUGGUAAAUGUGGGAAUUUGAUGGAGGCAAAAUGGAUCUUUGAUGCGUUUUCUGAUAGGGGUCUGACCACAUGGAAUUCUCUGAUCAAUUGCCUUGCACUACAUGGGUGCAGCGAGAGUGCCAUUGCGGUGUUUAAUUCGAUGAGGAAUGAAGGGGUUCAACCUGAUGAGGUUACUUUUGUUGGGCUGUUGAAUGCAUGCACCCAUGGAGGGUUUGUUGAUGAAGGUCUUAGAUACUUUGAACUGAUGUGUGAUGAGCAUGGAAUUGAGCCAGAGAUUGAGCAUUAUGGUUGUGUUGUAGAUCUUCUUUGUCGAGCAGGACGGUUUCAGGAUGCGAUGAAUUUUAUCAAUGAUAUGAAAGUUCAACCAGACGAAGUCAUUUGGGGGUCAUUACUCAAUGCCUGUAGAAUACACAGACACCUAGAACUGGCCGAGCAUGCUAUAAGAAACUUGUUGGAUUUGAAUCCAAGUAAUGCUAAUUAUGUAGUGAUGCUUGCAAACUUAUACAGUGAAGGUGGCUUCUGGGAAGAGGUUAGGAAAGUAAGGAAGCUCAUGAAGGAGGAUGUUACAGGCAAGAAGCUGCCUGGUUGUAGCUGGAUUGAGGUUGAUCGCAAAACUCGCCGGUUUUAUUCUGGUGAUGAUGGUCACCCUGAGUCAGAGGAUAUCUAUGACACUCUUGAUAAGUUAGCUACCACAAUGGAAAUGCAGGCUACAUUUGCAUAGAUUAAUAAUUCAUAUUCAAAAAUCAGCAUCUUCUAAUUCUGUACAUGACUGAAACUGUUGACCUAGGCAGCAUUAUGCUGGUAGAUAGAUGGUCGUGUUCCCUUAAACACUUACCCUGAGCUAUUUAUGGCUGAGGUACUGCUUAUAUGCCACUACUGGGGUGUACUUCUACAGGAUUUAUCCAUUGUAAUGCUGUUAUCUUUGCAUAUCAUGAAGUGCUGCCACUGUGUUUCCCUUGGUUCGGAAGUAACAAACUGUCCUAUCUGGCAUGUAAUACCUGCUGCUGCUCAACCAUUAUAGGGCAUAUUCUUGUUCUUUUUCCCCCUCUUGUACAGGAGCACCAAAGUAAAGGAGACAUAAGCUAAAGAUGGAGUGAAGAACAGAUGAUAAAGAGUUUUCUAUAAACUACCAUUUUUAUCUGUUAUGCAGCUGGAAUAGCUGGUUGAGACUUGAGACGAGGGAUAUACGGAAAGCUGCAAUCAGUUGCAUAUUGGCCUCUCAUUAUCAUGUAUGAUUGUAGGAGCAUGGUUCAAAGAAUAUGUUCUGCUCCUUAUCUGCUUUGCAGUGCAAAAAGGUGAUUCUUUGAAAGAAGAUUCUGGGUACGGAGGGAAUUGCGACUGACGAGAUGCUUACAGUUCAUCUGCUCAUGUGAUGUGUCACAUGGCAGAAAACAUGGAGAAAUGAGCGCCAUACGUUGCCAUGCUGCGAUUCUAGAGAUCCAGUCAUCCAGACAGUGGAAAGGGGGGUCGUAAAGGAUGGCGCAGAUUAUAGAAUAACCAUACAGAGUACAAUUGAAAUGGACCAACGAUGAAAGGAAGGAAAUCUGAGAAUAAAUUCCAGUGCAGUGCCAGUGUCAGUUUCCCGGUGCCAUGCCUGACCAUGUAAAUUGCGAUCCGUAUGACUAUCCAAAAGAAUGGCAAUGGCUGUAGUCCUCCGAAUUUAGUGAGUUGAAAGUGACUUGUGAGACUAAAUAAAAUAUAAGCGACUGGCAAUGGCUUUGAUCCUGUAGCCACUAGCCAGCGAUAACUGAUAAGUGCAGUAAUGUCUCAGACAAUUUUUAGGGCGAGAACUUUUAUGGUACAAUGUACUGCUAGUAUAUACUAUAAGUAUAUAUGAUCUAACGGUGUAGAUUGAUUUGAUUUUUUAGUUAAUUAGAUUGCAGUAUAAA
Messenger RNA from Oryza sativa Japonica Group (Japanese rice), 2849 nucleotides. RefSeq names its product pentatricopeptide repeat-containing protein At1g33350. Gene Ontology annotation, molecular function: protein binding. Lineage: Eukaryota; Viridiplantae; Streptophyta; Magnoliopsida; Poales; Poaceae. The record is from RefSeq and is a predicted model, not a curated record.